CCAUUGGUGACUAAGAUCAUCGGUAGCGGACGCGGAGACUUCCCUGUGUGAGCUAACACUUCAAGUUUAUUGGAAGUUUAAUUAUCUUUAAUAUGGACAAAUUGCAAAGCAAUGAAGAUCAGACAUUAGGUGAUGGAACAUCCCUAUAUAAAGAGAAGGAAUCUACAGCAGAUAACAUCAAUGCCAUUUCCUUAUCUGAAGAAGUACAAUGUUUUUCAUCAUCUGCAUCUGAAAGUGAAGGGAAAUCUUAUUGCCAUAAUAAUAAAAGGCCAAUUGCAGAUUUACAUUCUGUAGUCAAUGCUGAAGAUGGUGAGCUUAAAAAUGAACACUUACCAAAGAGAAUAAAACUUGAUAUUACUAAAUCUCUUAAUGAAAGUCCAAAUGAUGUAUGUGACACAUUGUCCAGUCAAAACUGUACAGGCAACACUGAAGCAACUCCAGGGGUACAAGAAAUUGUUGUGAUCUCUGAUAAGGAAAACUUACAAACUUCAUCAUCGCCAAAAAGAACACCCUGCCAAGGCCUAAAAAAUCUAGAAGAAGGACUAUUAAAAGAAGCUGAAAUUAAUAUUAAAGUUUUACAAGUCAGGGAUGUUAGUUGUAAAGCUGCUGAAAAGUUACCUUCUUCAGAAUGUGAUCUAAAGCAAGUUGAAAAUAAUUGUGAUAUUACUUUAGAAAGGGAGCAAACCGUCAAGAAGUUACAUUUAAUGACUGUUAAUUCAGUAGAUGUGAACAACACUGCUGUCAGACAGAUUCAUCAAGAAACAUCAUCAGACAAACCUAAAUUGAGUGGAUUACUCACAGAAAGUGGCUCAAAAACUAAUCUAUCAGAGAGGUCUGGAAACAAUUCCAAAUUACUUAAAACGUCAAAACCUACUAAGGGUACAACAUCAACAAGAAAAUGCAAAAAAAAUAUUUCAAAAACAAUUCUUGGUAUAAAAUUAAGAAGAAAGCGUGAAAGAAAAGCACACGAGAGAGGUAACUUUUUUAAAAAGAAGUAUGGUUUUAGGCAAGUUAAGAAGCCGUUGCCCUUGAUUAAUAUUAAUAAAAAAAGAAAAUCUGUUAAACUUGGUUAUAUAAAACCAAAUAUACAAAAACCAAUAAAAACAUUUCAACUGCAGUCAAAUUCUUCUCAAACUGAAAAUAUCAAUCAGAAAGUAAAUAUAAGUAUAGAUGAUGCCAAUGCUUUUUCUAAGAAGACUAUUGAAGAAAUACACAAACUAAAAGGUUCUGUGGAUUUGCAUACAUGUACUUAUGUUAAGGAUGUUUUUCAGAGCAGGAAAGGUCUUUAUUGUCAACCAUGUGGGUAUUUUUGUAUUACCAAAGAGGACCUUGAAGACCACUGCAAAAGCGACAGUCAUCAAAAAACCAAGACAAAUUUAAAAUGCCAUCUCUGCUCAUUAGUAGCUGCCGAGGAAUCAGUCUUUAAAACUCACAUGAAUGCUGAGCAUAACAUGUGCUUCUAUUGUGAUUAUUGUAAUGUUUAUUUUAGUGUCGAAGAAGAUUUGGUGCAACAUAAAAAAACAGAACAGCAUUUAUGGAUGCUGGAUCAAACAAGCCGCACAUCAGAUACAGAAAUAUUUAUUUUAGAAGCAGCUGCUAGUAGCAGUAAUCCAUCAGAAAAUGGGAAUAGCAAUGUGACGGUAAAUGAAAUGGAAGUUACAUCUGAGGCUAAUGAUUUAAUGCAUGUAGAAGGGAACAAAGAAACCGAGACAUGUCCCAGUGAGGUAGGAAAGACACAGUUUCAAUGUAAAAAGUGUUUUUAUAAAACAAGAUCUUCUACUGUGCUUACAAGACAUAUCAAACUGCGCCAUGCCCGUGAUUAUCACUUUUUAUGUAAAGCCUGUAACAUUUACUCUAUGUGUAAAGAGGGAAUGGAGAAACACAUAAAAAGGAGUAAACAUAUUGAAAAUGCUAAGAAAAACAAAAUUGGAUUACUUUUUGAAGAAUGCAUUGAAAAAGUUUGGUUUGAUGGAGUUUCUGAACAUGCCAUUUCUGACAAAGAUAGCUCAAAAGAUGUAGCUUUUCAAGGACCACAGUUUACCCCUGAGAAUAACUUGCCUUCUACUGAAGAAUCCAUUUGUUCCAGCCAGUCCUCCAGUGAAAUGGAUCGUCUUUUAGCAAAUGUACCGAAGAGAGGAAGACCUAAAGGAAAUAUUUCUAGAAUAUGCACGUACUGUGGACUUUUAGCUUCUAGUGUCACAAACUUAGCAGUUCAUAUUAGAAGGAAACAUAGUCAUCAGUAUAGCUUUCUAUGUAAAGUGUGCAACUAUUACACAGUUACUAAAGGAGAUAUGGAUCGUCAUUGUGCAACGAAAAAACAUAAGAGUCGUGUAUCAGAAGAAAAGUGUGAUCUACAAAGUGCAAAUAUAAUUGUUACUCCUGAUGGGACAAAUUUUGAAGUUGUCAAGAAAAAGGGACACAUGAAUCUGGAAAAGGACCAUUUGAAUAGCGGUAGUAUUGUAAAACCUAUAAAUGAUUUAAAUACCAUGACUCAGGAGAAAGAAGCACAGCAUUCUGAUAAUACAAUGAAUGUACAAGAUGGAACCUCCAUGAACGAGCCUCAAGAAAAGCUAGCGGGACAUAAUACCAUUGACAGUAUUCCUCUCUCAAAGAGCUCCGCUGAAAUUGGUAGCACUAAAUGCACUCACUGUGAUUUUGCAGCACAUUCAGUGUUAUCUUUAGAGAUGCAUAUUAAAAGAAAACAUACCAAAGAAUUUGAAUACUACUGUAUGGCAUGUGAUUACUAUGCAGUAACACGGAGAGAAAUGAUUAGACAUGCAGCAACUGAGAAGCAUAAGAUUAAAAGCCAGUCUCGCCAAUCAUGUGUAUCCACGGCUGUGGACAACAGAGUAGCUGAUUUGCAAUCUAUAUCCAUUAUUGUCCCUAAAGAUCAGCUUCAGGAAGAAUCAGAAACUUUUACAUUGGAAAAACAAGUUUCUGAACCAAAUCUAAAGGACAAUGCUGACAUUUCUAUUUUGCAGGCAAAAGAUAAUGUAGACAGAGAAACCACAACAAGGACAGGUUCUGCAAUUGACAAAACAAACCUAUCGGUUUCUAUUGAAAGCAGUGUAAAAGAAGAUAAAGAAUUAAAUAAUGUCAUAAAUAGACAACUACAAAACAUAGGGCAAACUGUUGUGGAAGCAAAUGUAACGCAAAGUGUCCAAAGUCAAAGCCUUGGUUAUGGAUGUAAAGUAAGCAUGUUAUCAGGAGAAAAUAAAACUAUUGAAUGUGAAGAGAAUGGGAAAUCUGUUGCUCUAACUCAUCAACAAGAAUACACUAUUGAGGAUGCCAGUAGUCUAGAAAUAAAUCCAAAAAAUGAUGUAGAAAUUGCAAUCAAUGCUCCAGAGACUAUUUCAGUAGGCCAACAUCAAACAGAAGCAUGUUUAGUCGAUAAUGUUUGGACUAUAGAUGUUACAGCAGAAUAUAGUAACUUAACUGAAUCGUACAACAAUGCUCAAAAUGCAAUCAAAUUUGAUUCAUCAAUAGUAAAACUCAAAGUUUCUCAUGGUGCUGAUACCACUGAAGGUAUUGAAGGACAGCCAAAUAGUGACAUAAAAGGUAAUGAUUUAGAUUCCAAUUCUUUUAAUUCAGUACCUGCAAAGAGGAAAAAAGAUAAAAACAGUCAAGGCAAAAUGCCUCGCAUUCGCUGUGAUGACUGCGGCUUUUUAGCAGAUGGCCUUAGUGGGCUGAAUGUUCACAUAGCAAUGAAACAUCCAACAAAAGAGAAACACUUUCACUGCUUGCCAUGUGGCAAGUCAUUUUUUACAGAAAGUAAUCUACACCAACACUUGGCUAGUGUAGGCCAUGUGAGAAAUGAACAAGCUAGCUUUGAGGAAUUACCCGAAGGUGGUUCCACGUUCAGAUGUGUGAAGUGCACAGAACGAUUUGAUUCUGAACAAAGUUUAUUUCUUCACAUUAAAGAGCAGCACGAAGAAUUGUUAAGACAAGUCAACAAGUACAUUGAGGAAAACACUGAGCAAAUCAACCGAGAACGGAAUGAAAAUCAGGGGAAUGUAUGCAAGUACUGCAACAAGAUAUGCAAGAGCAGUAAUUCCAUGGCUUUUCUUGCUCAUAUACGAACGCACACAGGAUCAAAGCCAUUUAAAUGCAAAAUCUGCCACUUUGCAACAGCUCAGCUAGGAGAUGCCAGGAACCACGUCAAGAGACACCUUGGGAUGCGAGAAUACAAGUGUCAUGUCUGUGGUGUGUCAUUUGUUAUGAAGAAACACCUAAACACACAUUUACUGGGGAAACAUGGAGUUGGCACACCGAAAGAAAGAAAAUUCUCCUGCAACCUCUGCGAUAGAAGUUUCAGAGAGAAGUGGGCUCUCAACAACCAUAUGAAGCUGCACACAGGAGAAAAGCCAUUUAAAUGUGCCUGGGCCACAUGCCAUUAUUCUUUCCUCACAGCGUCUGCCCUGAAAGAUCAUUACCGGACUCACACAGGCGAGAAGUCAUUCUUGUGUGACCUUUGUGGCUUUGCUGGUGGGACCCGUCACGCCCUUACUAAGCAUCGGAGACAGCACACAGGAGAAAAACCAUUCAAAUGUGAUGAAUGCAAUUUUGCCUCCACAACACAAUCCCAUCUAACAAGACACAAACGUGUCCAUACGGGAGAGAAACCCUACAGAUGUCCCUGGUGUGACUACAGAUCUAAUUGUGCUGAAAAUAUCCGCAAACACAUUUUGCAUACGGGGAAACAUGAAGGAGUAAAAAUGUACAACUGUCCCAAAUGUGAUUACGGAACAAAUGUCCCUGUAGAAUUCCGGAAUCAUCUGAAGGAGAUCCAUUUGGAUAUUGAAAACCCAGACUUGGCGUACCUUCAUGCUGGUAUUGUUUCCAAAUCAUUCGAAUGUCGUCUGAAGGGACAAGGUGCCAAUUUUGUGGAGACAAAUAGCCCUUUUACUGCAGCUACACCUGAGCCCUCUCCAAUUAAGGAAAAGAUUGUCCGAAGUAACAGAAAACAUCCACAUGCAAAUGAACAAGUUCAGCAAGUCAUUAUUAUUCAAGGAUUUCCUACUGAUUAUGAAGGCGAUUUUACAAUUGAUACUUCUGUUGAGGAGACAGCAGCAGCAACUCUCCAGACCUUGGCAAUGGGUGGACAAGUAGCUCAAGUUGUCCAUAUUACUGAAGAUGGCCAAGUUAUAGCUACAGGUCAAGCUGCUCACAUGGAGAGCAUCAUUCAAGAAGAUAUUCAACUGCCAGAUGGAGCUACACAAGUUGUAGUAGUGGAAGGACCAGUGGAAGGAGGAGAUGUUGCCGAGUCUGUUUCAAUAGAAACAGUUACAGAUUCCAGUGGAAAUGUGGUGCAACAAGUCAUGGCACAGAAUAUUUUAGAUGCAUCACAGACUAUGCAUGCGGCUGAUUCUUCCUCUGCAUUGGAUGCACUACUUUGUGCUGUAACAGAGCUUGGAAAUGUGGAAGAUGUAAAAAAUCAAAACAGUAGAAUAGAAAACCCAAUGGAAGAGUCAUCUAUUAGGAUAAGUCAUCAGGAAUGUAGUGAUCACAACACACAGGAGAUACAGAUGUUUCAUGAGAUCCAGGAAGAUCAGCAAGACAUUGAACCAAUGGAAGUUGUUGGUCAAGUCAUGCAUUCUUCAAGGAUUCUGACCUCAGAGGAAUCAGCUCAUGUGGCAUUCAAAAAAAUGGUUCAUGGGGUUCUUCAGUUUGCUGUUUGCGAUUCUGGUGCUGCUGACCAACUAAUUAAAGGAGGAGUUACUCAAGUAAUUGUAAAUGAUGAGGGUACUGUUCAUAUGGUCUCCAGUGAAGGAUCUCGUAUAAUCAUGCAUAACGCAGAAGGGCAUACAUUUAGUAUACCUGAACAACAUAUGGAUAUUGUUGAGUCAAAUGGAGAGAUUUCACAGAUCAUUGUCACUGAAGAGAUAGCUCAAGCCAUGGUUCAGAAUGCUGAUGGCAGCUUUCCAGAAGGUACAACGCAUUAUUUUGUGACAGAAUUGCCUAAUGGAGAAGUUCAAAAAGAAGGUGCCAUUUAUUCACACACAGUAAUAGAAACAGAUGGAUCUGAAGAUAUUCUUCAUGCUGAAACGACUUUGAAUGCACAGAUUGCUUCUGAUGAGGAAACACAAGAGAUAGCCAGCAUGGUUGUCUAUUCAGAGUGUAGCCCCCAAGACAAUGCUGAGUCAAACCAAAAAUAAAUAAAUAGUAAAAAAACAAAACGUCUAGAAUCAUAAAAUAAGGCUAUCUAAUGCAAACUGGUGCACAGGAACCACAUUUGCAGUUCUUAUUGUGAUUUUGUAAAAAAUCUGUUUUGUUUACACUUUUAUGUGAAAGGUCUUUUUAAUCCAUCCCUCACUUAACAUAUAGUUUUGUCUGAAUUAAAUAUCAAAAACAUAUUCUCUUAAUAUAAUUUAUAAUUAACAGCUCUACAAAUGAACAGCAACUUAACUAUAUAAAGGCAAAGUGAGGCAGCACUUUGUCAAAGUUAUCUUACAGCCAAAGCGUGUUUCUAAAUAGCAAAUUGUCUUAAAUGAGCUCAUACCAUUGGGGCCUUCUGUAUGGCAGCCAAAAGGAAGUGUUGUUACUUGAAUUCAAAUAUAUUCAAAUUACCUUUGUGCUUAAAAUUAUUUUUAACAAAACACAAGAAAAUAUCAGUAUACAUAUACGCUUAAGUCAGCUUUUACUUGCUUAAUAAUCUUUUAUUAUUUAGUCUGCUGAAAAGUGUGAUAUGGAAAAAUAAAGCCAGUCAUACCAAGCUUUGCAAUAGUUUGGAUAAUAUAACAUUGGUUGAAAUUAUUAUAUACAUGUUUUGUGAUAUUAAAAAGGGAAAUCCUUCAUGUAUUAUUUUGAUUUACUUUUUGAAAACCUGUCGAAUAUAAUUCAUUUCUUGUAGACUUAUGGUUUAUAAGCAUCAAACAUAUCUUAAAUAUAAAACAGACUUUUUCAAUCCUUUGCUCACAAUCACAAUAAUUGUAAUAAACAUCUACAUUUACAGUUUUUUUAUUUAUUAAAUUGGAAGACAUGCUGAAGUUUAAGGCAAUGGAAACAAUAUUUGUAAUCUAUGGACAAUUUCUUAAAAUAACGGCUAUAUUCUGCCUUAUUAUAUAUAUUAAGUUAGCAAUCGUCCACAAGAUGUAAGGGUAUAGAUCUCACAAGAUGUUGGUGAAAUUAACAUUUUAAGAGUUUGCUGUGUAUGACCCAGUUACAUAAUAUACCUAUUACACUGAAGAAGGGAGUUUUACAUUUCUUCUGCUAUUGAAGUAAAUCGUGCUGGCUUAAUUUAUUUUUGAGAGAGUCUUCCUUGACCCCAAAUAUGAAACUACUACAUCUCCGACUACUGGGUUUCAAUUUGCCUCUAAGUUUUGUUUUUCUAUAGCUUUGUGCUACCAUGUUUAAAUCUGUGAUGUUUUUGUUUUGGGUUUUUUUGUGUGUGUUUUUUCUUUUCUUUUUCAAAUAAACAAAAUCUAGUUACUA
Messenger RNA from Bombina bombina (fire-bellied toad), 7431 nucleotides. RefSeq names its product zinc finger protein 407 (gene ZNF407). Lineage: Eukaryota; Metazoa; Chordata; Amphibia; Anura; Bombinatoridae. The record is from RefSeq and is a predicted model, not a curated record. Gene Ontology annotation, biological process: regulation of gene expression. Gene Ontology annotation, cellular component: nucleus. Gene Ontology annotation, molecular function: zinc ion binding; nucleic acid binding.